AAUAAUUUUGUCACAAAUUGAAAAAGACCACAAACGGUCGCAUUGCACAUUGUUUGGAGUAACUUUUUCUCACAAAAACAGAGAAGAAAACUAUUAUACUUUUUUCGGUUUGUGUAGCAGUGCUUCUCCAUAAGAAAUAAACAGUCAAUGGUUGGAACCUGACAAAUGAAUGAAUUAUAGAGAGUUGACAUGUAACAAAGCGGGAAGAAAACGGCUAUAAAUAUGCUUAAGCUAACAGCUACCUCUUCACCACAUUACAGAGCCAAGAACUGGAAAUACUCCCACACCCCCUCUCUAUCCCCCUCCCCCCCUCUCUCUCUAUACGCAACUUUAGAUCGCUCCUUCAUUCCAAUGGCAAUCCCAGUUAUCAAUUUUUCGAAGCUCAGUGGAGCUGAGAGGGCCAAGACAAUGGCCCAAAUCGCUAACGGGUGUGAAGAAUGGGGAUUUUUUCAGUUGGUGAACCAUGGGAUCUCAGAGGAGCUCCUAGAGAGGGUGAAGAAGGUGAGCAUGGAAUGCUAUAAGAUGGAAAGAGAAGAAGGUUUCCGCAACUCAAACAAAGCAGUCAAGAUGAUGAAUGAGUUGGUGGCGAAGAAGAGUGAUGAAAAGAUGGAGAAUAUUGACUGGGAAGAUGUUUUCUUUCUCACAGAAGAAAACCAGAGCGAGUGGCCAUCAAAGACUCUAGGAUUCAAGGAAACAAUGGCAGAAUACCGAUCCGAAUUGAAGAAACUGGCCGAGAAGGUCAUGGAAGUGAUGGAUGAGAACUUGGGCUUGCCAAAGGGAUUCAUCAAGAAUGCAUUCAAUGGCGAAGAUGGAGGGGACAAUGCCUUCUUUUGCACCAAGGUGGCCCACUACCCUCCUUGUCCUCACCCGGAAAUGAUCACCGGUCUCCGGGCCCACACCGAUGCCGGUGGGGUCAUCUUAUUCUUCCAGGAUGAUGAGGUGGGAGGGCUUCAGAUCCUCAAAGAUGGGGAAUGGAUUGAUGUCCAACCCAUUCCCAAUGCUAUUGUCAUCAAUAUUGGUGAUCAGAUUGAGGUCUUAAGCAAUGGGAUGUACAAGAGCGUUUGGCACCGGGUUCUGACUAUGACCGAGGGAAAUAGGAGAUCCAUUGCUUCUUUCUAUAACCCAUGGUUAAAGGCUACCAUAGCUCCUGCACCACAACUUGUGGAAAAAGUAAACCAGGAGGAGGAUCAAGGUUAUCCCGAGUUUGUGUUUGGUGACUACAUGUCGGUUUAUGCGGAGCAGAAGUUCCUUCCAAAGGAACCAAGGUUCCAUUCGGUCAAGGCCAUGUGAACAACAAGAUGGAUAUCGUCGGAUUCAGAAGAUGACAAUCUAAAAGAUACUAGAAAGCCUGAGUUAUCGUGUCAUGUCGACAUGUCGUGUUAUAUUUGUGUGCUUUCUUUUUGGUGGGCAUCGUGUCUAGUGGUAUCGCAUAUGGUUUUAGUGUCCGUGUCUUGGUGUGUAAUAUUUGGGUGCUUGUUAAGGUUUGGUUUGCAUGUUACCACCCUUUCUACUGUACUUGUAUGUCUUGAAUGAAACUGGGAAAGAGGUGUAACUACUGUUUGAUCUGGUAAGUUAUGUUAACUAAAAACUUAUUCAAACUUCAA
This is a messenger RNA of Rhododendron vialii, 1604 nucleotides long. RefSeq names its product 1-aminocyclopropane-1-carboxylate oxidase 5-like. The record is from RefSeq and is a predicted model, not a curated record. NCBI's taxonomy places the organism in Eukaryota, Viridiplantae, Streptophyta, Magnoliopsida, Ericales, Ericaceae. The transcript is spliced from 3 exons. The coding region runs from base 223 to 1290 and encodes 355 amino acids.